Penicillium verhagenii is the source of this 1053-nucleotide messenger RNA. RefSeq names its product sterol desaturase family protein. The record is from RefSeq and is a predicted model, not a curated record. Gene Ontology annotation, molecular function: oxidoreductase activity; iron ion binding. Bases 1 to 1053 code for a protein of 350 amino acids. Lineage: Eukaryota; Fungi; Ascomycota; Eurotiomycetes; Eurotiales; Aspergillaceae. Gene Ontology annotation, biological process: lipid biosynthetic process. The transcript has 2 exons.
AUGGAUAUCAUUCUAGAAUUGUGGGACACCUUCAUUGGUGAUCAACUGUAUUCCACUCUUCUCCCCAACUCCAUCGCCUCGUCCGUCUCCUUUCAGGGCUUCGUCAAUGCCGCCAACAGCUCUCUGUCCUUGUUCGGCGCAGCCGAACCAUUUAUCUAUGAACCGGCUACUCAGUUGAUUCAUCUCGAACCCUCCAAAUAUGCCUAUCUCAGCGCGUGGCCACGGAAUAACAUCUACCGCCAAUUCACCAGUUUCUUCUUGAUCACUUGGAUCUUCGGUCUCCUCGUUUACUUUGUGGUUGCGACGCUCUCCUAUAUCUUCGUCUGGGACAAAACCACCUACAACCAUCCCAAAUUCUUGCGAAACCAGAUUUCCAUGGAGAUCAAGCAGGCCAUGGGCGCCAUGCCCCCAAUGGCCCUCUUGACCGCGCCUUUCUUUGUCCUGGAAGUUCGGGGCUACGCUAAGCUCUACGACACCGUCGCCGAGGAACCCUUCCGGUUUUACAGCAUUCUCCAGAUCCCAUUCUUCAUCUUCUUCACCGAUUUCUUCAUCUACUGGAUCCACCGUGGUUUGCACCACCCGCGUGUCUACAAAGCCCUCCAUAAGCCACACCACAAAUGGAUCAUGCCGAGUCCUUUCGCCUCCCACGCCUUCCACCCCUUGGACGGCUGGUCCCAAAGUGUGCCAUACCACGUGUUCCCGUUCAUCUUCCCCCUGCAAAAGGUGGCCUAUGUAUUCCUCUUCGGUUUCAUCAACCUUUGGACUGUCUUCAUUCAUGAUGGAGAGUAUGUCGCCAACAGCCCAUUUGUGAAUGGAGCUGCCUGUCAUACUAUGCACCACUUGUACUUCAACUACAACUACGGACAGUUCACUACGCUAUGGGAUCGUUUGGGGGGUAGCUACCGCAAACCUAAUGAGGAACUCUUCCGACGGGAGACCAAGAUGGGUGAUCAGGAAUGGAAACGGCAGGCCAAGGAGAUGGAGGCCAUCUUGAAGACUGUUGAGGGUGAAGAUGAUCGCAGCUACUCCGCCGCCCAGAAGAAAACCCUUUGA